AUGUUGUGGAUAAGCUUAAUACCCUCGAGAUGGUGUCACCUUCCAGAGCACGCAUCUACACCUUCCAACAAAAUCGACCAAUUCUGCAGUCUGGCAGACACGUGCAUCCACGACACAAUACCCAUUUGCGGUCGAAUGGGCGACGAAACUAGAACCUUUCUCGACCUGUGCGACUUACUGGAAUUCGCAUGCGAUACUAAUCAAGGGUGGGACGUGAUUUUGUAUGUCACGCCGGCAGCUUUACUGGACCUCCCUGUUGUUAUGAAGCCGACUGCGUGUGCGCAGCGCGGGUUAGAAACGUUCGUAUAUGGGAUGUUCGGUUAUUACUAUGAUGAUUGA
Messenger RNA from Leptosia nina, 339 nucleotides. NCBI's taxonomy places the organism in Eukaryota, Metazoa, Arthropoda, Insecta, Lepidoptera, Pieridae. The record is from the annotation of a GenBank genome assembly.